UUAUAAAAAAAAAAAACACGUCUCACGAGGAUCAGUUGCAGCAUUAAACUUUACCUGAUUCUACUAUCCUUCAGCUUCUUCAGAAAAGUGAACAAAGAUAGUAACAACUAGACAGCAGUGAUUACGACAAUUGGUUGUUUUUUUUCUCAGUCCAUCAUUUGAAAUGCAUUCUAACGAGGCGAGCUUUCUCACAUUACAUCCAUCACUCUCUGGAGAUAUUGAAUGGGAAAUACCGCGUGCAAACCUGAAUAUAGAGAAGGUGAUUGGUCGUGGUGCUUUUGGCGUGGUAUCACGUGGAUUGGUCCUGGAUUUGCCAGGGAAACCAGGAUGGACUGUAGUAGCAGUAAAGAGCAUUCAAGGAGACGCUUCGGAAAAGGAGAAGCGAGAUCUGCUGUCAGAGAUGACAGUUCUCAAACAUCUUGACCGUCAUCCUCAUGUUAUAUGCCUGUAUGGCUGUGUCACCACUGAAGCACGGCUAUUGGUUGUGGUUGAGUACGCUCAGUAUGGUGACGUCCUCGGAUUCCUGAGGAGGAGCCGAGGGGUCCGUGAUAGCUACUACAGUGAUCCAUCAGUACAACCUCGAACCUGCCUCACUUCCAAGCAGCUGCUUAAGUUCGCUUGGGAGAUUAGUGAUGGAAUGGACUAUUUAUCUCUUAUAAAAAUUGGUUGCAAUAUUCUUGAGUUACCAUCCCUGUUAUCAGGAUUUAACUACAUUUUGGCAGAGUAA
Orbicella faveolata is the source of this 727-nucleotide messenger RNA. Its product is annotated as fibroblast growth factor receptor 4-like. Gene Ontology annotation, molecular function: transmembrane receptor protein tyrosine kinase activity; ATP binding. Gene Ontology annotation, biological process: cell surface receptor protein tyrosine kinase signaling pathway; multicellular organism development; positive regulation of kinase activity. NCBI's taxonomy places the organism in Eukaryota, Metazoa, Cnidaria, Anthozoa, Scleractinia, Merulinidae. The record is from RefSeq and is a predicted model, not a curated record. Gene Ontology annotation, cellular component: plasma membrane; signaling receptor complex.